Salvia hispanica is the source of this 2260-nucleotide messenger RNA. Its product is annotated as ARM repeat superfamily protein. Lineage: Eukaryota; Viridiplantae; Streptophyta; Magnoliopsida; Lamiales; Lamiaceae. The record is from RefSeq and is a predicted model, not a curated record. Gene Ontology annotation, molecular function: protein binding.
AUGAAUAUCUUUUUGCCGACCGCCUACCCCUCCUCUUCCCUCCUUUUUUUUACCAGUCUCCACACCAUUUCCCAAUCCCAUUCUCUCCUUUUCACAAUUCCCUCCGCCAAGCAAAGCAAAACACAGAUGCCCUCCUCCGCCGCCGAAACCCUCCUCUCCAUCUCCCUCCUCCUCGACCGCCUCCUCCCCGCCUCCCUCUCCGUCUCCUCCUUCUCCUCCCGCUGGCAAAUCAUCCGCUCCAAACUCGCCUCCGCCAAAUCCCUCCUCUCCGAAAUCUCCGACUCCCCCCACUGGUCCGACAACCCCCUCCUCCUCACCCUCCUCCCCUCCCUCCUCUCCACCCUCCUCCGCACCCAAACCCUCUCCCACCACUGCUCCCUCCCCUCCUUCUCCGGCGGCAAGCUCCUCAUGCAGUCCGACCUCGACAUGGCCUCCGCCUGGCUCUCCCGCCACACCAACGACCUCGACCUCCUCCUCCGCUCCGGCGUCCUCCACCAGUCCACCGCCAUCGUCCUCUCCCGCCCCGACCCCAACCACGACCUCGCCUUCUUCGUCACAGACCUCUUCACCAGGCUCCAGAUCGGCGCCCUCCACUUUAAACUCAAGGCUCUCGAUUCGCUCAUUCACCUCCUCUCCGACCACCACAACUCCUCCGCCGCCGCCGUCGUCGCCAAAGAGGGGAACAUCUCCUGCUUGAUUUCUCUCCUCGAUUUGAACGCUCAUUUCUCCAUUCGAGAGCUCGCCGUCGUCGCCGUCUCCCUCAUCGUCUCCGCCGGCGAUUUGCCCAGGAAGUGCGUGUUCGAGGAAGGGGCUUUAGGUCCCCUCCUCAGGAUAAUCGAAUGCGGCACAAUGCCGAUGAAGGAAAGCGCUGCUAUGGCGGUCGAAUUCAUCACCGACGACCCUGACAACGCGUGGGCGGUUUCCGCCUACGGCGGCGUCGCCAUUCUCGUUGAAUUGUUGAAAUCCGGCUCGAUUAUAGCUCAAUCACACGCCGCGGGUGCAAUUCGGAACAUUUCCGGCGUUGAGGAUAUCCGAAUUGCUUUGGCGGAAGAAGGCGCAAUCCCUAUUUUAAUGCAAUUGCUCAUUUCCGGUAGCCAAUCGACGCAGGGGAAAGUCGCUAAUUGCAUUUCAAUCCUCGCCUCUACCGAUGAGAAAUUCAGAGGGCUUUUGUUGGAGGACAAAGGAUUGCAUCGAUUACUGCAGCUCUUCUGCGGUUGCUCCAACUCUGAAACAAUGGAGCACGUUUUACGCUCGAUUUACUCCCUCUCCGUCUCCGAUUCCGGCUACAGAAUGCUCUCCGGUUCGACGGCCUUCAUCAUACAGAUCGCGGAGCUCGUGAAGCACGGCAAUGUGAUGCUGCAGCACAUCUCAGCCUCGUUGCUCGCGAAUUUGGCCAUCAGCGACGGCAACAAGAGGGCAAUCGCCGGAAGCAUGGGAUCACUCGUGAAAUUGAUGGAGUCGGUGAAGCCGGACGGGAUGCAGGAGGUCGGGGCGAAGGCGCUGCUGUCGUUGCUGACGGUGAAUUCGAAUAAGAAGGAGUUCGUUAAGGAUGAGAAGAGCUUGAUGAGGCUGGUGCAGAUGUUGGAUCCGAGAAAUGAGGUUGUGUCGAAGAAGUUUCCUGUCGCGGUGGCGGCGGCCCUUGUGGCUGGAGGGAGCCAGGGGUGCCGGAGGAGGCUUGUGGCUGCAGGGGCUCACGGGCACGUGCAGAGGCUCGCGGAGAUGGACGUGCCCGGGGCAAAGAAGGCGCUGCAGAGACUCUCUGCGAAUAGGCUAACCAGUAUCUUUACUAGGGCUUGGCGGGACUGAAUGGAUCGAUCGAGAAAUCUAACCGAUUUUAAGCCAUUGAAAGAUUGCUGAUGGAGUGAGGUUUACCUUAACAGUCGGAGACGAAGAAGGUCUCCUUAGGCAACAAACGUAACCGGAGUACGCCUGAAAGCGUAUGGUAGUUACAUACUGUAAUAUAUGGAAGAAAUUGAACAUUUGGACAAAAAAAAAAGAAAAAAAAUGGAAGAAGGGUUGUUUCUAAUUUUUUUUUACUAUGGCAUGGAUGCGGUUAUUAGGGAGUAUCCUUGUUUUAAUUUCUUUUAACUUUUUAAAUUAUCAUUUUAUUAAUUUGGUAUGUAUAUUUGAGUGACGCAGAGUGUGCUGUUUUCAAUGGUUUUCACUCUGUAAUUCCUUUGUUACUCUGUUUGUUAUUGUACAUUUCUUCACGCCUGUAAUUUUAAUCUUUUAUUUUAUAUUAUUUCGGUGAUGACUCCAA